AGCUUGCCUCAACUAAAAAACUCGUUCUCGUUGCCUGAGAUGACAAGUGAAAAAGCCUCCUUUUAAAAAUGGCCUACAGCGGGGCGGUUUGUUAUUGUAUGAUAUAAAACAGGUAAAGGUCACGGAGAAACCAGAUUUUCCGGUUCCAGAUGCAACGCAUCACUAAACUCUCUCUACACAUCGCUUUACUGAAGCAGAAGACUCGCUUGUACGGUGUGAACAACUAGGAAGACUGUAAUGGCAAGCCUUGAGGACCUGUAUGACAUCUCUGAUAAGUGUGUUGCUUCACACUCCCAGGAGCUGUACGAGUUGAGCCAUCGAAUAUGGAAUAAACCGGAGCUCGGCUACAAAGAAUUUUUCGCACAUCAACAACUCACGGAUUUUCUUGAGUCCAAAGGUUUUCAAGUAACUCGGCAAUAUGGCGGUCUCGAGACGGCAUUUCGGGCAGAGUUCGGCUCGGGCUCGGGCCCUACUGUUGCUUUUCUAUGCGAGUACGAUGCUUUACCCGAAGUCGAUCAUGGCUGUGGGCACAAUUUGAUCGCCGAAGCAGGAGUAGCUUCCGGUCUGGCAAUCAAAGAGGUCGUGUCACGAACCGGAAAUGGUAAAGUUGUUGUCAUGGGGACCCCAGCAGAAGAGGGGGAAGGGGGAAAGAUUGACUUGAUUAAUGCUGGAUGUUUUACCGGGAUAGAUCUGUGCCUAAUGGCUCACCCAGCUCCGUUCAACGUAGCGUAUUAUCGGUCUCAGAGUCUGGCCAAAGUAACGGCUACCUUUCAUGGGCUUGCGACACACGCGGCCGCAUCACCCUGGUGCGGAAUCAACGCUCUAGACGCCGCUGUCACAGCUUACAAUGGCAUUAGCAUGCUACGUCAGCAACUGAAACCAACCUGGCGUGUUCAUGGGAUCUUCACAGACGCCGGUACGAAGCCGAGUGUUAUCCCUCAACGCGCAGAGUUAGCUCUAUUUGUGCGCACGACGACGAACCCAGACUUCAAUAUCCUCAAGCAAAAAAUCCAGAAUAUUCUGGAGUCUGCUGAAAUGUCAACUGGGGUCACUGCGGAGAUCAAAUGGCUUUCUAACGCUUUCGCGUCCAUGGAAACUAACCCCACCCUAGCGGGGGUCUACCAGAAGCAGGCGGAAGGGCUUGGAGAGGAGUUUAUGUCACGUGAGGAGCAGGAAGCGAUCGUGGAUGGUUCUACUGACAUGGGGAAUGUAACCCUGGAAGUCCCAGGAAUCCACCCACUCUACUGUAUUGACCCAAAGGUGGCGUAUCACACGCACGAAUUCCGAAAAGCGGCUGGGACUCGAAGUGCGCAUGACAAGACGUUGAUUACCGCUAGGGCGCUUGCGCGGACCGCAAUUGAGGUCAUGCAUGACGCUGAGCUGUUAAAUCAGGCUAGAGAGGAGUUUAGAAUGAUGAAAAGCGCGCUUGUUUAGUUUUAGGGCUGUUCGCACACUUACAGGUCCAUCGUUUUGUCAACUCCGGUCCGUGUUUGUGUUUUUUUUUUAAAUAAGAGACGUACGAACAGCGUAUCUCGGUUUGUCAUACAAGCCAAAGAAAAUGUGAGCGUUGCAUCUUCUAAUAUAGUGUACGUGGAAACAACACAAAAUGGCAUCUUCCAGCGAUGUUUUAUUCCAAACAACUUGUUUGAGCCGUUUUCAAACACCUGAACAACUGACAUCGGCUCAACAUUUUGCCUUGCCUGCUAGCUAACUCGGUGCCCUGUUGGGAGCGCUCUACUACCAGUGCACUUUUCGAGUUCGAAAAUUAACAUGAUAGUGAUUUUGGAUAAAAUCAAUAAAAUUUGGAUAAACAAUGA
This is a messenger RNA of Nematostella vectensis (starlet sea anemone), 1817 nucleotides long. RefSeq names its product xaa-Arg dipeptidase. The transcript has a single exon. The record is from RefSeq and is a predicted model, not a curated record. Gene Ontology annotation, molecular function: dipeptidase activity. Bases 238 to 1434 code for a protein of 398 amino acids. NCBI's taxonomy places the organism in Eukaryota, Metazoa, Cnidaria, Anthozoa, Actiniaria, Edwardsiidae.